Epinephelus fuscoguttatus (brown-marbled grouper) is the source of this 3949-nucleotide messenger RNA. RefSeq names its product growth differentiation factor 6b (gene gdf6b). Gene Ontology annotation, cellular component: extracellular region. The record is from RefSeq and is a predicted model, not a curated record. The coding region runs from base 90 to 1328 and encodes 412 amino acids. The transcript is spliced from 2 exons. NCBI's taxonomy places the organism in Eukaryota, Metazoa, Chordata, Actinopteri, Perciformes, Serranidae. Gene Ontology annotation, biological process: SMAD protein signal transduction; BMP signaling pathway. Gene Ontology annotation, molecular function: cytokine activity; growth factor activity.
CAGAGUUCACCUCCGGCUUUGCCCGUGGUCCCCCCCACCCCGGCAGCCACAGCUCAGGCUCCGGCUCUGAUUCAGGGCGAGAGCAGAGGAUGGAUCUCUAUCACUUCGCUUUUCUCUGCGGCGCUCUGGUGUUUGUUAGGGAAAUCCCCGGUUUUCAUACUCUUGCUAUUUUUCCUCCAGCUGCGCCAAAGAGCAGCAAGGUGACGAGGAUUUUUGAUGGACAACACGCUUCUAAGUACUUCAAGGAGUUUUACGCGCCGCCAUCCAUCGAUAGAAACAGUAAAACAACAUCUAAAGACUCAGUUGAGCCUCAUGACUACAUGCUGUCUAUUUACAAGACCUUCUCCACGGCGGAGAGACUGGGACUCAAUGCCAGUUUCUUUCGCUCUUCAAAAGCUGCAAACACUAUUGCAAGUUUUGUGGACAAUGGGGAAGAUGACCUCCCACUCUCCCCUCUGAGGAGACAGCAGUAUCUGUUCGACGUCUCAACGCUCUCCAAAAAGGCGGAGGUGCUGGGAGCUGAGCUCAGAAUAUACACCAAAGUGUCUGGGAAUUUCAGGAUAUCGGAAACAGAGCCUGUGGACAUCCAGCUCCUCUCCUGCCACGACCAGCAGCUGCUCGACUCCAAAACACUGGACUUGCAGGAUUCCCAGGGGCCGAAGUGGGAGGUGUUGGAUGUGUGGGAAAUAUUCAAAGAGCAACAUCACCUGAGCCAGGGGAAGCACUUCUGCCUGGAGCUCAGGGGCAUGCUGGACAACCCAGAGAGGGAGCUGGACCUGCACCUUCUGGGCUUGCACAGGCAUGGCAGGCCUCAGCAGAAGAAAGCCAUCUUAGUGGUGUUCACUAGGUCAAAGAAGAGGCAGACUCUCUUCAGUGAGAGGAGAGAGGGGAGAGAAUUGCUGGGUCUACAGAGGAAGACCAAAGACAGGGGCCCAGGCACCACAGCCAGCAGGAGAAGAAGGACGGCUGCAUCCAAAACGCGCCAUGGGAAGAGACACGGCAAAAAGUCCAAAUCCAGGUGCAGCAAGAAGCCGCUGCACGUCAACUUCAGAGAUCUUGGCUGGGACGACUGGAUAAUCGCCCCGCUGGAUUAUGAGGCGUAUCACUGCGAGGGAGUGUGUGACUUCCCCCUGCGCUCCCACCUGGAGCCCACCAACCAUGCCAUCAUCCAGACUCUGAUGAAUUCAAUGAACCCCAGCAACAUGCCGCCUAGCUGCUGCGCCCCAUCCAAACUCAGCCCCAUCAGCAUCCUCUACAUCGACUCAGGAAACAAUGUGGUCUACAAACAGUACGAGGACAUGGUGGUUGAGUCUUGUGGCUGUAGGUAGUAGAUCUGGCUUCACUUUGACCAUCUCCUUGUUCGUCAGGCUCUCUGGUUUGUGUGAAUUGAACAGAAUUACAGUGUGUGUGGUGGUGAGGCUGCAACUGAAACAAGGAAAGAUGAAGACUUUCAAAAACUUAGUGAUACAUUUUCUAACCAUGCACCCAACAAGGUCAUGUUCAGUACCUCAAACGUUUGUGUUCUUGUUCUUCUCUGUAUGUUACAGCAUACUCAUGAAUAUAUGAGAGAUUAAUUUGUUGGAAACUCGUUAUAUUGUGUUUCACGAAAUCAGCAAAAUGGUUUAAAGGUCUAGUGUGCAUGAUUUAGUGCCAUCUAGUGGUAAAGUUGCAGAUUGCAACCAACUGAAACAUCUCCUGUGUGCCAAACAUGUAGGAGAACUACAGUGGCUGAAGCAAAAAUGCAUAUGGCCCUCUCUAGAGCCAGUGUUUAAUUUGUCCAUUCUGGGCUACUGUAGAAACAUUCUAAGGCAAUGAAAACACAAUAAUUUUUAGCUUCAGGUAAUUAUAAACAAAAGAAAACACAUUUAUUAUAUUCCAUUUCAGCCAAUAUAUCCCCCCAAAAUCCUAUACACUGGACCUUUAAAUGAAUAUUUCAACAUUUUGGCAUAUAUGCUUAUUCGCUGUCUUAACUGAGUGUUAGAUGAGAAGAUUUGACACCACUCACCUGUAUGUAUGGUAAAUAUGAAGCUAGCUUAGCUUAGCAUAAAAACUGUAAACAGGGUGAAACAGCUAGCCUGUUUCUGUCUGAUGGUGACAAAGACCUGCUCAAAACCAAACCCUGUAGUUUUUACACUUAACUUUCACCCAAGUUUAAUACAUUCAAGUAUAUCAAUAAACCAGUUAGCUUGAGCUGUGCUGGUAUCAAGGUUAAUAUAGUUAAUAUAUAUAGUUAUAAGUAAAACUCAACCAAAAAAGUAAAAGUGGGUGUGAAAAACCAUUUUAGUUAUUUGAAAUUAAAAAAACAACAACUAGAAUUUAGAAAAAUAGAUACAAAUGAAAAAUAAAAUAAAAUAUAUACAGGAAAUGUCUUUAGUUUUAGUCUUUGUCAAUUUGUUCAAAUGUGUCAACACAACAAGAACGAGGAAGCAUUGGUGUGUAUGUUUGAAACUGGGAUGUCUACAUAACUGUGAGUCAGUUGCCUUCACAAAGUGCUGUGUUUGUAUUGUAACACCUAUUCUGAACUUUUUCAGUCUUGCCCCUGACAAAUAUUCCCCAUACUGUGAUACAAAGACAAACUAAAGCUAAUACUGAAACUAAUAAAAACAAAACUAAAAUGAAACUGAAACGAGCAAACUCUGGAAACUAAUUGAUACUAAACUGAAUUAAAAAUAAAAUUAAGAGAAAAACUAAUGAAAAAUUGUUUCCUCCUGUUUUCAGUCAUAAUGCUAAGCUAAAUUAGCUGCCUCCUGACUGAAGCCGUACAAACGUAAGAGUGGUAUAAAUCUUAUUAUUUAGCUCUUAGCAAGAGAGCAAAUCAUUUCCAAAUAUGCUGAAACAUUCCUUUAAAAGAGACAUUAAAUAUCCUCCAUUUGAGGAAUUAGUCCUUAAGUUUUAUAAAACUAUUGCCAGUGUAAAAAUAAAACAAAAGCACCACUUUUUUUUCCUUUUGCCACCCAUAAAUUGGCCCAUGAGACCAUGUUAGAGACUAUGUUAAACUCUCAUGGACUGCUUUUAGGGGUGGGUAUCACCAGAGGCCCCACGAUACGUCAUAGUCACAAUACUUAAGUCACAAUACAAUAUUAUUGUAAUUUUAAACAUAAUUUUGAGAUAUGCUAUAUAUUGCAACAACAUAUAUUACGAUUUAACUGCAAAUUAUCACCCCAUCAACAUCUAUUUUAUCUAAUAAGAUAAAGUUUUCAGUCUGUUCAUCUCACUUUAAUUAUUUUUCUUGCAGCAAAAUGUAUCUAGUGGACUGGAAAAGCAAUUGAUUUUAGUGGGCUACCAAAAGUUUAAUUUGUAUUUGCAAUAUUAUGAAUUCUAAAAAAAAAAAUCAGUAUUUGACAUUUGUGUAUUGAUACGAUAUUGCCAUGCAUGCUGUAUCGAAAUUUUUCCCCCAUGAACUUCUAAUAUAUGUAAUAAUAGAUUAGUCUCUGUGGAAAGCCCUGUGUAACUUUAUGGCCAAAUUCAUUACAGGGGUUUAACGAUAAAAAAAAAAAAAAAAGCUCCUUUUUUUUUAAAAUGUAGAACACUUGAUGACUGAACCAAACUGACAGAUUACACUUUUGUGGCCUGUUUCUUCUUUUAAUUUUCUUAGAAACUGUAAAGGUAAACAUUUUUUUUCCCAUAAUGGACGUCUUGACUGACUUCUCUGCUAGGAUUAAAAAGCAGAUUUUCAGCACUUGACAUGACCUACGACUCAGGGAACAUCCUCAAGUGCUGAAGUGACUGUGAAGUCAUCUUUUUUUUCCAGAUUGAACCACCACCAGUACAUUUCCAAAAAAGAAAAACAGCACAGGGUUUCUCACCAGUUUACUGUUUCAUUGAGGCGAUGCAUAAUUUUGUCUGUGAUGCACUGAUGUUCAAAGGUACCAUGUGUAAAUAUUUGGAAAUAAUAAUUUAUGUUCUAUAAUAAGUUAUUUCUUUUUUUUUUUUUUUUUUUUUUUUUAUU